AUGGCGCACACGACCACUCGCACGCUUCUGCCGCCCACCAACGUCCUCCCCCCCGCCAUGACCUCGACCCCCUCGCCAGCCCUCUCCAACACGCCUGGGACCACAGGCUCGAGCAGCAACACCUUCCUCAUGUCCGCCAGCCCGGUGCGAAGUCGCAGAUCCGCCGUCGAGGGCUACAAGCCCAAGAUGAUCUCCACCAUCGGUGCCAAGCCCGCCUGCCUCGUCAAUGCGUCCGUCACGUACGUCGGGGAUGACCAGAUAUACGCCUUUGGAGGAUUCGAUCAAUACACGGAUGAAGACAUGCUGACAAUGCUCCCAGUGUACAACCAUGUGCUGCGCUUGAACCUCAUCACCCGACAAUGGAAUCUCGUCGACAACUAUGGCGACAUUCCCGGUGUGCGCAUGGGACAUACAGCAUGUCUAUGGCAAGGCAGCAAGCUUCUGGUCUUUGGCGGUGAAAACGAACACCGCCAGCAUCUCGCCGACGUCAUAGUAUUCGAUCUCAAGACAGCACACUGGACACAACCAGAGACUCACGGACCGAUACCGCGCGGUCGCGCUCGUCAUUCGGCUGUCAUCUACGACGACAAGCUGUACAUCAGCGGUGGCCAGACCGGACACGACAGCGUGCUCGAUGAUAUCUGCUACCUCGAUCUCAAGACUUGGACCUGGUCGCGGACUUGGAGAUUCGUGCCUCGCUACGACCAUGCCAGCUGGAUCUGGAAUGGUCGCAUCUGGAUCUUCGGAGGAAUUAAUGACGACAUGGAGAAGAGUAACGAGAUAUGGUGGCUCGACCUUCGCGGCAGCCCGGAGUUUGACCAUGCCAUGAAGUAUGGCACGGCUGACCGACAAAUGACAUCGUCCCGCCAUCGCUUUGCAGUACCCGCCUCAGGCCAGCUCGCAACCGGCAGCACCGGCUACACUGCCAACUCAAGCGUACAAUCCCAUUAUGCAAUGAGCUCCACCCGCUCGCCCUAUGUUGCGCCUGGAUCCAUCUCGUCCCUCAAGUUCCACUCCAGUCCCAAUUUGCCGUCACAGGCUGCAGGCACACAUUUCCAUAUCUUCUCUUCGGGGUGCAUGCUGGACUUUGUCACGCCUGCUGAAUUGAGCUGCGAAACUAGUUUGUCAAGCUUGGAACUGGAUACACUUCGAUGGCAGAAGCUGGCUGAAGGGAGAGAUCUGUACAGCCCCAACUACCGCUGGCAUUACUGCACAACAAAUCCGGAAGGAACCCAUGCAUGGCUUCUUGGUAGCCCGAUUGAGUCUGCCGCAGAUGGGAAUCACAAUGGUGAAUACCUCAGCGAUGUCCUUGCGAUUGACCUUCGCAAAUACGGCAUCUUGGGCAAUGAACUGGCUUCAGAUUCACGGUCGAAAAUGAUGCCCUCUUCCGACGCCAACGUCUCCUCACACCUCACUGGCAUCGGGGCAGAUCUGUCGUUGACUUUCGAUCAACCACCGGAGAGUGGCAGCGGCGCAGACUUCAUCAUCACGGCAGACGCGGACGACGAUGAUUACGUCGAUGUUUCGGCACCAGACCCCGGGACCGCAUCAACUGCCGUAGGACCCGCAUCCCGCCCAAUCCACGUCCACAAGCUGAUCCUGCACGCUCGCUGGCCGCAUUUUGCUCGACUUUGGAGCGCGCAAAUGGCCGAGUUCCACUCGAAGAAGAUGCACAUCCCUGAACCUUACUCUGCCGUGCGCGCAUUUCUUUUCUAUCUCUACACCGAUAGCAUUGCGCCGAAUCCACACAACGGGCCCACUUUGAGCGAUGUUGCCGGCAUGCUUGUCAUGUCGAACAUCUACGACAUGCCGCGUCUUCGACUACUCUGCGUCAACCGAUUGGGCCGUGAACUCGACAUUGAGCAUGCGGCCAUCAUCUGGGAGCGCGCUGCCACGGCCGGUGAGGAUUGGCUCAAGCAACGAGCAGCCUUGUUUUGCAUGCAGAACUUUGGUCGCUUGGUCCGUACGGCUGGCUUCAGGAACCUCAACCCCGCCAGCUUGAUUGAGCUGUGCUGUGAAGCUAGCCCAGAGUCGCGAGUUGUCGGCGGCGAAGAUCUCGAAUUACUAGGCCAAAUGGCGGGUCGUCCGUUUGGUGUCAGUAGUAACCGCAAGCGCAGCCUGGGUAGCGCUGGCGUGUUGACUGCUGGGGAGGAAGACGGGGACGAGGAAGUCGAGGACGAUGGUAUGGAUGUCAAUUGA
This is a messenger RNA of Cucurbitaria berberidis CBS 394.84, 2199 nucleotides long. RefSeq names its product kelch repeat protein. NCBI's taxonomy places the organism in Eukaryota, Fungi, Ascomycota, Dothideomycetes, Pleosporales, Cucurbitariaceae. Bases 1 to 2199 code for a protein of 732 amino acids. Gene Ontology annotation, molecular function: protein binding. The transcript is spliced from 3 exons. The record is from RefSeq and is a predicted model, not a curated record.